Messenger RNA from Thamnophis elegans (Western terrestrial garter snake), 2901 nucleotides. It is a transcript of the gene MAP4K3, whose product is annotated as mitogen-activated protein kinase kinase kinase kinase 3. The record is from RefSeq and is a predicted model, not a curated record. NCBI's taxonomy places the organism in Eukaryota, Metazoa, Chordata, Lepidosauria, Squamata, Natricidae. Gene Ontology annotation, biological process: protein phosphorylation. Gene Ontology annotation, molecular function: MAP kinase kinase kinase kinase activity; ATP binding.
GGCAGGCGCCAUGUUGCUUGAGCAGAACGGGGGUAGGUGGCGUCGGUGGUGAUUGCUCCGAAUCGUCUUCUCCCUCCUCCUCCUCCUCCUCCUCUUCCUCCCCCCCUUUUCCCCUACCCACCUGCUCACCCUCUUUCCUUCCUUCCCUUCCCCCACCUCGCCUUCCCGGGGGCUGCAGCGGAGCGGGCUGAGGGGGCAGCUCCCUGCUCCGGGAGGCGGCGCAGCAUGAGCGUCGGCGGGGGGCGGGUGUGCGACCUGUCCCGCAGGAACCCCCAGGAAGACUUCGAGCUCAUCCAGCGCAUCGGCAGCGGCACCUACGGCGACGUCUACAAGGCUCGGAAUGUUAACACAAGUGAAAUGGCUGCAAUUAAAGUAAUAAAAUUAGAACCAGGUGAAGAUUUUGCUGUUGUGCAGCAGGAAAUCAUUAUGAUGAAAGAUUGUAAACAUCCAAACAUUGUUGCUUAUUUUGGCAGCUAUCUCAGACGUGAUAAAUUGUGGAUUUGCAUGGAGUUCUGUGGAGGUGGUUCAUUACAGGACAUUUACCAUGUGACUGGACCACUUUCAGAACAGCAGAUUGCUUAUGUAAGCAGAGAGACACUGCAGGGAUUGUAUUACCUGCACAGUAAAGGAAAAAUGCACAGAGAUAUAAAGGGAGCAAAUAUUCUUUUAACUGAUAAUGGCCAUGUGAAGUUGGCCGAUUUUGGAGUAGCAGCACAAAUAACAGCUACAAUUGCAAAAAGGAAAUCUUUCAUUGGAACUCCAUAUUGGAUGGCCCCUGAGGUUGCUGCUGUUGAAAGGAAAGGUGGAUAUAAUCAACUUUGUGACCUUUGGGCUGUUGGGAUUACUGCUAUAGAACUAGCAGAACUUCAGCCUCCAAUGUUUGAUUUGCAUCCCAUGAGAGCACUGUUUUUAAUGUCAAAAAGCAACUUUCAGCCUCCCAAACUAAAGGACAAAAUGAAAUGGUCAAAUAGCUUUCAUCAUUUUGUCAAAAUGGCACUCACAAAGAAUCCUAAAAAAAGGCCUACAGCUGAAAAACUAUUGCAGCACCCUUUUAUUACCCAGCCUUUAAGCCGGACUCUUGCUAUUGAACUAUUGGAUAAAAUGAAUAAUCCUGAUCAUUCCACCUAUCAUGAUUUUGAUGAUGAUGAUCCUGAGCCUCUUGUACCUCAUAGAAUUCACUCAACAAGUAGAAAUGUGAGAGAAGAAAAAACACGCUCUGAAAUAAACUUUGGUCAAGUAAAAUUCGAUCCUCCUUUAAGAAAGGAGACAGAGCCACAUCAUGAGUUCCCUGACAGUAACGAUUUUUUUGACAGUUCAGAAGAAAUAUACUACACUGCAAGAUCUAAUCUGGAUUUGCAGCUAGAAUAUGGUCAUGGUCCUCAUGGCAGUUAUUUCUUGGGUGCAAAUAAGAGUCUUCUAAAAUCAGUUGAAGAAGAACUACAUCAGCGGGGACAUGUAGCACAUCUAGAAGAUGAAGAUGAAGUGGACAGUGAUGAUUCCAAACAUUCAACCAUGAAAGCAAAGGUGCCACCGCCUUUGCCACCAAAGCCUAAAUCCAUCUACUGUCCACAGGAAAAUCAUACUUCUGAGGAUGAUAAUCAAGGAACUAUUAAAAGAUGUCCUAUUACAGAGAGUCCUGCAAAAUCAAACACUCAAGUCCCUCCUAGACCACCACCCCCUCUACCUCCACAGAAAUCAAAUAUUUUAGGUAAUGGAUUUAAUUCUGCAUUAAAUGGUGACAAGGAAAGUUCUCAUCAAGAACCAAGUGAGAAUAGGCACACUAAUCCUAGGAAAGAAAGAAAGGAAAUAUUGAAGCCAAUUAGUAAUGCUCCUCCUACACCAAAAGUACAUAUGGGUGCUUGUUUUUCAAAGGUUUUCAAUGGAUGCCCCUUGAAAAUUCACUGUGCAACAUGGAUAAAUCCUGAUACAAGAGAUCAGUACUUAAUAUUUGGUGCUGGAGGUAUUUAUACCUUGAAUCUUAAUGAACUUCAUGAAACAUCAAUGGAACAGGUUUUCCCCCGACGAUGCACAUGGCUAUAUGUAAUGAACAAUUGCUUGCUGUCAAUAUCUGGUAAAGCUUCUCAGCUUUAUUCUCAUAAUUUGCCAGUAUUUGACUAUGCACGGCAAAUGCAGAAGUUACCAGUGGCUAUACCAGCACAUAAAUUACCUGACAGAAUACUUCCCAGGAAGUUUGCAGUAUCUACAAAAAUCCCAGAUACCAAAUGGUGUCAAAAAUGUUGUGUGGUGAGGAAUCCUUAUACAGGACACAAAUACCUUCUGGGGGCACUACAGUCUAGUAUUAUUCUACUAGAAUGGGUUGAACCAAUGCAGAAAUUCAUGUUAAUCAAGCACAUAGACUUUCCUGUACCAUGUCCAUUGAGGUUGUUUGAAAUGCUUGUGGUGCCUGAACAGGAAUUCCCUUUGGUUUGUGUUGGUGUCACUAAAGGAAGAGAUUUCAACCAAGUAGUGAAAUUUGAAACUAUCAAUCCAAAUUCUACCUCUUCAUGGUUUACAGAAACAGAUACUACACAGACAACUGUUGUACAUGUAACACAACUGGAGAGAGAUACCAUUUUAGUCUGCUUGGAUUGCUGUAUAAAAAUUGUAAAUUUGCAAGGCAGAUUAAAAUCUAGUCGAAAACUGUCCUCCGAACUCACCUUUGAUUUCCAAAUUGAAUCAAUAGGUGAUUGCUUACAAGAUAGCGUUUUGGCUUUUUGGAAGCAUGGAAUGCAAGGCAGGAGUUUUCGUUCAAAUGAGAUCACCCAGGAAAUUUCUGACAGUACAAGAAUAUUUAGACUCCUUGGAUCUGACAGAGUUGUGGUACUGGAAAGUAGACCAACAGAUAACCCUACUGCCAAUAGCAACUUGUACAUCUUGGCAGGUCAUGAGAACAGUUACUGA